GGGAGAGGGCCCGGCCGAGGGGCGGCGGGCACCGCGGGAGCUCCGCGCGGCUGCAGCGCAGGCGGGAGCGGGGACGCGAUGUCGCCGCCGCCGCCUCCUUGCGGGCCGGGGCUGCGCCUCCGGGGCUGAGCCGCCGCCAGAGCCGACAGCAGAGCAGCCGCCGGGCGCUCCCGCGGCGCAGGAGGAUGGGCUGCGGCGGGAGCCGGGCGGAUGCCAUCGAGCCCCGCUACUACGAGAGCUGGACCCGGGAGACAGAAUCCACCUGGCUCACCUACACCGACUCAGACGCGCCGCCCAGCGCCGCCGCCCCGGACAGCGGCCCCGAAGCGGGCGGCCUGCACUCGGUUCUGGAGGCUGAGAAGUCCAAGAUCAAGGCACCAACAGAUUCAGUGUCUGAUGAAGGCUUGCUCUCUUCUUCAAAGAUGGCACCUCUUGCUGUGUUCUCACAUGGCGUGCUGGAAGAUGGACUGCCCUCCAAUGGUGUGCCCCGAUCUACAGCCCCAGGUGGAAUACCCAACCCAGAGAAGAAGACGAACUGUGAGACCCAGGGCCCAAAUCCCCAGAGCCUCAGCUCAGGCCCUCUGACCCAGAAACAGAACGGCCUUCAGACCACAGAGGCUAAAAGAGAUGCUAAGAGAAUGUCUGCAAAAGAAGUCACCAUUAAUGUAACAGAUAGCAUCCAACAGAUGGACAGAAGUCGAAGAAUCACAAAGAACUGUGUCAACUAGCAGAGAGACCAAGCAGAAGGGCAGACGGACUUCUUCAGUGUCCUUCACGGCACUGGAUCCCAUCAAAGAACCUUGAAGAAGUGGCUACCCCUUGCUGGACCUGAAUGCUACUCAGUCCCUGGCAAGACUGUCUUACCUGGCAGCAAACUGCUGCCUGAUUUGUUGGGACCUUCUGAGCCUUCUACUUAUCAUGUAAAUGUAUUGGCACAGUGCUUACAUAUGUUAAUAAACUGCAAAUGUGCAGUUCAGUUUGUCUCUUUGCAACUCCUGUAAUACAGUCUGGUGUAAAAGUAGUGAGUUAAAGCUACAGGUCAGUUUAUGAAACAGAAAAGUAGGAUUGCAUUUUCAGGGUGAAAGAGUCACACCUUAGUGCUAAACUCUCCUGCCUAUGAUAGUGUGUUCUGUUUCAGGCAAGCUUAUUCUUUCCUUCUUUCAUUUUAAAUAUUAUCAUUACAAAUCUUACCAGGUUCACUUGAAAGCUGGCUUUCAUCCAACUCUAAACCCACAUAUUGAAAAAAUCAAAGUACAGGAAAACUCCUUAUUAUCCUUGUUUCCUUAGCUUGGUAUGAGACAGAUCAGAUCCAGUUUCCCAUGCACCAACCCACUGCCCAUGGCAUGUCUUUGGGAGGUGUCUGUGAAGCAGUCAUACCUGCUCCUCAUCUGCCUGGAAAGUCCUCCUAUUCUGGUGUCCAUGUUGGCCUCCAGUCCUUAAUGUCACCAUGCUUGUGGCCAAUGCAUCCAAAUAAGGAUACCCCUCAGGGCUCAGCUAGACAUUGCAAUUUUGCAUAGCUUUCCAGUUCCCUUUGCUUGUCUUCUUGACUGUCUUCCCUCUCUAUCGGGGUCACUUGCAAUUGUUAAUCAAAGAUUGAGCACUGCGUAGGAGAGGGAGAUGAUCCAGAGAUAUGUGGCAGCAGGCAUGGCUUCCCCUUGGCCUCUCUGUACACUGCCCCAGGACUGUCAUUUUGGCAUCUGCAAAGGAAUCACUUUAGAAAGCCAGCACCUGGUUGAUGUGUAUUCACACUGACAUUAGAUUGAUGUGCACUGCAUUAGAAAUGAGGUAGCUGACACAGGAAAAGGAUGUUUUGAUAGGAGUAAUUUUCUAGUAUGUCUUGAAACAUGUUCAUCUGGAAGUAUUUUCCUCCAAAGUAAAGCAGUAUGAUUUUUCAAGGAUUGUUAACAUGCCUGGGAUUGGGAAAGAUAGGACUAAAGUUGUGCCAACUAUACCAAUAAAUUCCAUGUUUAGCAGAAAUAGGCAGCCUAUUGGUGUUAUGUUUAUGUAACAUAGUCCAGAGAACUGACAUGCAGGUCAAAAGUCAGAUACGCAACCUCCUUAUCUGCUAACUCUGUUAUUCUUCAAACACAAGUGGGUAGUGUCAUUUUUCCUUCCUUCCUUCCAUUGGCAGAUUGUAUAUUUAUUCAUUAAACAUUAAAUGUCCAUCCUGUGCCAGGUACUAUGCAGAUGUUGAGGGAUUUGGCAUCUGGUUAGUCAUGACUAUCUAUCCUGAAUCUAACAGUGACUUCAUAACUAGGAGACUGAAUUAGACCCUUAAGGUAUAGUGUGUGUUGCAAAUCACUCUGCAGUGGAAUCUUUUAUAUUCAGGGUAGGUUUGUGUCUUAAACUAGAUGUUCUAAUCACUGUACAAGACUUUACCAUACACAAAACUAUAGUUUUUCUAAACCUUCAUCAUUUUGUGAUUCUUUGAGAAAGGGCUUUUAGGAACUUUAUGUUCUAAAAAAUGUUUUUAAUAAUAAUAAAAUAAAAUAAAAACCUGUGAUUCAUAUGUCCCCACUGGCAUUACUCAGCAGGAGCCCCCAGCUGCCAAAGGUUGGCAGUGAUCCUGCGAGUUCAAGGGCUCUUUCUCCCUGGGGAUGUGCUUUGUGGCUUCUCUUUACAGCUUUGUUUCUGCAUCAGUUCACUGCUGCAUGUUGUUUGGAAUUUAUCACCUUAGGAAAGUGUCUCUGUUUUAUAUAGAAACACUUUCUCACUUACAGGGGAGAAGGAAAUGCAGGGCAUAUGAUCUGGCCCUCCCCAGAACGAUCUGGAUUUCACGGAGACAGCAACCAGAAGUUAAACCAUGUGACUAAAAAUGCAUCUGGCUACUUUUUCAUGUGUGUAUGAGACAGAAACUAAUCCUUACUAUCCUAUUAGGAUAACACUUUUCAUUGCAAAGUUUGUGGCAAUAAAGUCAUUAAUUUUAAACAUA
Molecule: messenger RNA, 2932 nt
Organism: Symphalangus syndactylus (siamang)
Lineage: Eukaryota; Metazoa; Chordata; Mammalia; Primates; Hylobatidae
Gene: BAALC
Product: BAALC binder of MAP3K1 and KLF4
Cellular component (GO): cytoplasm
Source: RefSeq, a predicted model, not a curated record